Topomyia yanbarensis is the source of this 2875-nucleotide messenger RNA. Its product is annotated as pre-rRNA 2'-O-ribose RNA methyltransferase FTSJ3. The transcript is spliced from 3 exons. Bases 162 to 2774 code for a protein of 870 amino acids. Lineage: Eukaryota; Metazoa; Arthropoda; Insecta; Diptera; Culicidae. Gene Ontology annotation, cellular component: nucleus; preribosome, large subunit precursor; nucleolus. The record is from RefSeq and is a predicted model, not a curated record. Gene Ontology annotation, molecular function: rRNA (guanine) methyltransferase activity; rRNA (uridine-2'-O-ribose)-methyltransferase activity. Gene Ontology annotation, biological process: maturation of 5.8S rRNA from tricistronic rRNA transcript (SSU-rRNA, 5.8S rRNA, LSU-rRNA); maturation of LSU-rRNA from tricistronic rRNA transcript (SSU-rRNA, 5.8S rRNA, LSU-rRNA); rRNA methylation.
UGUUCUCGUCGCGCACACGUUUCUUUGCUGCAACAGCUCGUAGCCGUAACAAAACACGUUUUCUGUGCAGCUGAGAUAAAAAUUCCGACUUAUUUUCUAUUGAUUUAGUUUGAAACAUAACAUUCUUUUUUGUACUGUAGAUCGUGUGAACCCUUUGCAUAAUGGGUAAAAAAACAAAGGUAGGAAAGGAUCGGCGGGAUAAGUUCUACAAGCUCGCCAAGGAAACCGGCUACCGUUCCCGUGCCGCCUUCAAGCUAAUACAGCUUAACCGUCGCUUUGGGUUCCUCCAGCAAUCGCAAGUAUGUAUUGAUCUUUGUGCCGCACCCGGUGGUUGGAUGCAGGUAGCCAAACAGAACAUGCCCGUUUCCAGUGUCGUUAUAGGGGUUGAUCUGUAUCCGAUCAAGAAUGUUCCCGGAUGUAUCAGUUUGGUGGGUGACAUUACUACCGAUAAAACCAAGUCGGAUCUAACGAAAGAGCUAAAGACUUGGAAAGCGGACGUGGUUCUAAACGAUGGGGCACCGAAUGUCGGUCGAAACUGGUUGUUCGAUGCAUACCAACAGGUUUGUUUGACACUGAGUGCCACCAAACUGGCAACGCAGUUUCUGAAACCGGGAGGAUGGUUUAUUACAAAGGUCUUUCGGUCGAAGGACUACAACGCGUUGAUAUGGGUGCUGAAGCAGCUCUUCAAGAAAGUCCACGCAACGAAACCAUCAGCUUCCAGAAAUGAAUCGGCGGAAAUUUUCGUCGUUUGUCAGCACUAUCGGGCACCGGAUAAAAUUGAUCCAAGGUUUUUGGAUGCCAAGUAUGUCUUUGAAGAGCUGGACAUUGAACCGCAGGUUAAAGUGAACCUGCUAAAGCAGGUGGAAAAGGCAAAGAAACCGAAGGUAGAAGGAUACGAGGGAACGGAUGUUCGAAAGAUAAUUGGCGUCACGGAAUUUCUGAAGAAUGAUAAGCCUUUGAACCUGCUGGCACAGAUUACGGAGAUUCACUUUGACAAUGAAACGGCCAAAAACCAUCCUCGCACGACGUCGGAAAUUCGAGAGUGUUGUAAGGAUAUUAAAGUUCUGGGCAGGAAGGAUUUGAGUGAUUUGAUAAAAUGGCAUAAGCAAUUGAGUGGGGAAUUAUAUCCUCCACAGCCGGAAGAAGCGAAGAGCGCUAAGGAGAAAGGAAAGAAAUUACUCAAACUGAAUGAAAAGAUUGACCAGGAAGAUGGGGAAGAGCCUGACGAAGAUACGGUGGAGUUGAGGAAUAUGGAUAAUGAAAUUAGCGCGUUGCAAAAGGAGGAACUACAGGAUGCUAAACGGAAGCGUAAAAAGGCGAACAAGGAGCGAGCCAAAUUGAACGAAAAGCUCAGCUUGAAGAUGGUCAUUAAAGGUGAUUUGGGCCCGACAGAAGAAGCCGACGCUAUGGUUUUUACUUUGAACGAUAUAAAAAGCCAAAAGCAGAUGAAUUCUUUGAUGGAUGCUCCGCCAGAUGUGCUGUCCGGUCCUGCUUUUCACGAUGAUGAUGAUGAUGGACGGCCGAGAAAAAAGCAAAAGUAUGUCAAGUAUGACAAAGAAACGAAAGGAGAUUUGUUUGAGGAUGAGAAGAUUCUGGCGCAAAAAUUGGACGACGAAGAUAGCGAUGCCGAUCUUGAUCGUCCCGGAUUAGGCUUGAAGGAUGAAGACGACGAUGAUGAUCUACAGAUGGAACAUGACGAGGACGGAGAAGCGGCAGUAGACAGUGACGAUCCAGAUGCCCAGAAUCCUUUGAUUACCGAUUUGGACUAUCGACACAAAGAUGAGAAACGCCGAGCAAAAGCGCAACUGUGGUUCGAAAAAGAUUCAUUCAAAAAUGUUCUUGGAGAUGAGGAUAAAACCUUGGACUACGAUCUGGAUCGGUUAACUGAAAUGUACAAAAAAUCCGGCGUCGAAGUAGUCGGUCAAGACAAAACGAACAAAGAGGAUAGGCCAUUAGGUAAGAAAGCUCGUCGGCGGGCGAGACAUGAUGUAACCGGAGAAAACUCAUCAUCUGAUGAUUCGGACUCAGAGGAGGAAGUUGAUGAUGCAAGCUUUGAACAUAAAACAGUUGAGAAAAUCGGAGGUAAGGAUGGCUUUGAGGUUGUUUCUGCUGAACGUCCCAAAAAGGUGAAAUUGAGCGAACAAGAACUGGCUCUGGGACAGCUGCUGGUGACCGGUAAAAAGACCCGUCGAGAUUUAAUCGAUGCCGCCUGGAACCGGUACACGUUUAACGAUACCAAUUUGCCCGAUUGGUUCAUCAAGGAUGAGGAGAAAACAAUGAAGAAGGAAGUUCCGGUACCGCACGAAGUUGCCAGUACCUACAAAAAGAACCUCGAAGAGAUGAACGUUCGCUCGAUCAAGAAAGUGAUGGAAGCGAAGGCAAGAAAGAAGAAGCAUGCCGCUAAGCGGUUAGAUAAGAUUAAGAAAAAGGCGGAAACCAUCAUGGAAAAUGUGGACAAUACCAAUCAGGAGAAAAUACGACUACUGAAAAAAUUGUACAAAAAGUCGGACGCCAAAAAGAAGGAAAUAACGUACGUAGUGGCCAAGAAGGCCGGCGUCAGUGGGAAGAAAGUGCGCCGGCCGAAAGGGGUCGAAGGUCGCUUCAAAGUUGUCGAUCCGCGUAUGAAAAAGGAUAGGCGCGGCGAGGAAGCGAAAACACGCCGCUCGGCCAAGAAGGGCGGAGGCAAAUCGAAAGGGGGCGGCAAACCGAAAGGUGGUGGCAAAUCGAAAGGAGGGAAGGCUGCUAAGGGCCCAAAGGGUAGACGGGCAAAGUAGGAUUCUACGAAAAGUGGGAUUACGUUGGUGAAGAAUGAGAUCCGUUUAAAAGCUAAAUUUCAAAUAUAUGAAAAUAUAUACAUAUUAGGAUUAAGCAAUGA